AUGGCUGUGGACGUGGAUCGGGUGAUUUCCUCCCUCACCUUGGCGGGCAGCGCUCUUUCGUGCUUGGCGACGACUUUUGUUCUGAUUUCGUUCAUUAUAUAUCGUCGGCAUUUGCGGAGCUUUCGGCACGUUCUCGUGUUGAACUUGGUGGUAGCAGAGUUCAUCAACACCUUGAACAAUUCCGUGUCGGGCAUCAUCUUUCUCAAGACUGGUGAACUACAGCCCGGUACACCAUGCGUCGUGAACGGUAUGGUGGGUCAGUUUUCAGUCCAAGCAGCCGACUUUUCAAUCCUCGCCAUCGCCCUUGUUACCCUUCUCACGGUAACACGCUUCGUGUACAUGCCAGGCGUCUCGACGAAAGGAUGGAUCCUGACCUGUCUCUCUGUCUGGACCAUUCCACUCAUCACCAGCCUCACUCCAACAUUCCUUGGUGAGAUGGUGCCAGUCGGCGGCAAUUGGUGUUGGAUCUCUUCAGGUCGGCCUGAUCUUCGCUACGGCAUGGGUCAUGGUUGGCGAUUUUUAGUCAUCUUCUCUACCAUUGCCAUCUACAUCUACAUCUGGGCUUAUCUACGACGGCACUUGGGAUCGAAGCCUGUCAAUCAACGGUCAUCGUCUUACGACACACCUUCAACUGGAACGACGGGCUCAUUUUGGUCGAAAUGCGGGAGGAAGGGAGGAUUCCAGGUCAUGAAGGAUGAAGAAGUCGAGCUCAGCACUUUUGGAGAUGGAUCGAACACGACAAAUUCGCAGCGAGAUAUCGACGACGACAAGAUACGGAGCAGCAACAAGGAGGAACUGGCCGGCCUGGACUUGGAGGCAGCAGAAGAGUUAGGGUCCAGCUCUACCAGACCGAGAAGAAGGUCGACGCGCCACAUGUCAUCUGCGACCAGAAAGGAAUUGGGGUUGCCAACUCCGGAAAACCCCCACGUCAGGUAUGAUGACGCAUCUCCAGUUGAGAGACAUGGCCAAGGUGCCACGUUGCAGACCAACGCAAGCGAGUUCCCCAUACGACGAGACACUCAUGAAGUCGAAGUCGAGAUCAAGAGGAUGAUGCUUCUCAACGCGUAUCCCUUCAUGUACGUUCUUUUGUGGAUGCCGGGACUCAUCAAUCGCCUCAUGGAGGCUUCGGGACACUCAACCAGCAAGACGACUAUAGCCGCUCUCCAGAUUUCAACGCAAUACAUCGGACUGGCGAACGCACUGACGUAUGGAUUUAAUCAUCACUUGAGGGACAGACUAAAAGGAAUGUAUUUGACGCCGGCGAUUUCACGGAUAAAGAAGAGGUUUGGGAGGUAA
Molecule: messenger RNA, 1296 nt
Organism: Fusarium keratoplasticum
Lineage: Eukaryota; Fungi; Ascomycota; Sordariomycetes; Hypocreales; Nectriaceae
Product: Git3 domain-containing protein
Exons: 2
Coding region: 1-1296 (431 amino acids)
Biological process (GO): adenylate cyclase-activating G protein-coupled receptor signaling pathway
Cellular component (GO): plasma membrane
Molecular function (GO): G protein-coupled receptor activity
Source: RefSeq, a predicted model, not a curated record